GAGCAAUCAGGCAGUAUUAUUGACAGCCUACGCAGAGGUCCUUCGCCACACGUUUCAAGAUGGCUGCGUCCAUCGUAAAUUUUUUGAAACCUUGGACACCCAGCGUUUUGGUGGCGAGAUGGACGAGGUACAACCCUUACUACCUGGAGCCAGAACCUCGAAAGGAAGUGUACAGCAUACCUGAAACGGAACUGUCCGAGGAGGAAAUAAAGGAGCGCGAGCUGAAAGCGGUCAGGCCGAUAAAAGCAGCUCCGCCCGGGCUUACCAGCUCCGUUUUCAGCGACCCGAUAAUAAGUAAAUUUGUCAAUAUGAUCAUGCAAGAUGGCAGAAAGGUUCUGGCCAGGAGUAUCAUAACACAGACUCUGGAGGGCAUAAAGAGGAUCCAGGUGGAGAAGUACCACAAAGCCCCCGACGCCCAGAAGCCUGAGAUCGAGUGCAAUCCUCACGCCAUUUUCCACCAGGCCCUGGAGAACUGCAAGCCGGUGGUGGGCCUGAUGACCGUGCAGAGGGGCGGAAAGAACUACCAGGUGCCCACCCCUCUCACGGACAACCGGCGGCGUUUCCUGGCGAUGAAGUGGCUGGUCACCGAGUGCCGGGACGGCAAGCACCGGCGCACGCUCAUGCACGAGAAGCUGAGCCAGGAGCUGCUGGACGCCUUCGCCAACAAGGGCAAGGUGGUGAAGAAGAAGCACGACCUGCACAAGAUGGCGGAGGCCAACCGAGCGUUCGCACACUACCGCUGGUGGUAAAAAAACAAAAAAACAAAAACAAACCACGCUUCAUUUUGCUUGUUGUUACAGUAAUGAUGGUUGGCCCUAGGGGAUUGGGUGUUACUGAAGUGUAAUUGCUUGGGAAAGGCGGGGGGGGGGUCCUCGAUCUCUGUUGUGGAGCAAGGUUGACGUAAUGGUUGGGCCCCAUUCUAAAGGACACGGAAUGGAGGACUUCAUAUGAGGAUUAUACUUAUUGUAAUGUAUAUAAAUAUUGAAUAAAUUGGACAUUGCAUUGUUUUCUUAUGAUUGUAUGAUAUGCCAGAGUAAUUAAAUAUGACUUUCUACAGUGUCA
This is a messenger RNA of Anguilla anguilla (European eel), 1062 nucleotides long. It is a transcript of the gene mrps7, whose product is annotated as mitochondrial ribosomal protein S7. The transcript has 5 exons. Bases 60 to 749 code for a protein of 229 amino acids. Gene Ontology annotation, molecular function: rRNA binding; mRNA binding; structural constituent of ribosome. The record is from RefSeq and is a predicted model, not a curated record. NCBI's taxonomy places the organism in Eukaryota, Metazoa, Chordata, Actinopteri, Anguilliformes, Anguillidae. Gene Ontology annotation, biological process: ribosomal small subunit assembly; translation. Gene Ontology annotation, cellular component: ribosome.